Messenger RNA from Salarias fasciatus (jewelled blenny), 2986 nucleotides. RefSeq names its product FKBP prolyl isomerase 8 (gene fkbp8). Lineage: Eukaryota; Metazoa; Chordata; Actinopteri; Blenniiformes; Blenniidae. The record is from RefSeq and is a predicted model, not a curated record. Gene Ontology annotation, cellular component: mitochondrial envelope; membrane; cytosol. Gene Ontology annotation, biological process: negative regulation of apoptotic process; protein folding. Bases 117 to 1337 code for a protein of 406 amino acids. Gene Ontology annotation, molecular function: protein folding chaperone; peptidyl-prolyl cis-trans isomerase activity; protein binding. The transcript has 9 exons.
UUUUCAGCGUCGUAACCGUGGUUGUGAACCGGCAGCAACCGAACUUCAGCACCGCACGCUGCUGGGAGGUACCUCCGGACCAAAACAAGCUCCUCACAUCUGAAGGCUGCUUACCAAUGACGGAUAAAGGUGAGAUUAUGGACGCCUCAGGCUGCUCUGAAAAUGCGCCAGCAGCCAAGAGGAGUGGGAAGACCUCAUUGCUGGACAGCGGGGAAGAUUUUGAAGUGUUAGAUGAGGAAGAUAUUGAUGACGACCCCCCUCCUCUGGAAGAUGCCGGGGGUGGGAAAGAGAAAAACACAGACCAGCCGGGAAAGACGAAUGCAGACAUCACGACAGAUCCAGAGCCUCCAGCUCAAAUUGACGAAUGGAUGGACGUAUUGGGUAAUGGCCAGCUGAAGAAAAAAGUCCUACAGGCAGGGAAAGGGCGGGACAGUCGGCCACAGAAAGGACAGAAUGUAAAGGUCCACCUUAAAACAUUCCUGAAGGAUGGUACUCUUGUUGAGGAGCAGUCAGACCUCUCUUUCACUCUGGGAGACGGUGACGUUAUUCAGGCGCUGGAUCUAACAGUGCAGCUUAUGGAAAUUGGGGAGAAAGCGCUCAUUGAGACCAAUGGAAAGUAUGCAUAUGGUACACGUGGAAGUCAUGAACCUGAAGUUCCUCCAAAUGCUGAGCUGUCCAUUGAGGUAGAAAUGCUAGAAGCUACUGAUGCUCCAGACCUGGAGCUCCUGCCACCUGCAGAAAAAAUUGCCCUUGCCACCUGUAAAAGAGAAAGGGGCAAUGUCCACUAUCAGCGUGGAGAUUAUGCUUUUGCUGUGAACUCGUAUAGCAUUGCCCUGCAGAUAACAGAAUCCAGUUCAAAAGUUGAUAUCAGUCCAGAGGAGGAGAACGAGCUGCUGGAUGUGAAAGUCAAAUGUUUGAACAACAUGGCUGCUUCACAGUUGAAACUUGACCACUACGAUGCAGCUCUUAAAUCCUGCGUCUCAUCCCUUGCACAUCAGCCAGACAAUAUAAAAGCACUUUUCCGCAUGGGCAAAGUCCUGGCCUUGCAAGGUGAAUACUCAGAAGCCAUUCAAACACUGAAAAAGGCACUGAAACGGGAGCCAAGCAACAAGACAAUUCAUGCAGAGCUCUCCAAGCUGGUAAAGAAGCACUCGGAGGUGAGGGGGGCAGAGCAGGCCAUGUACAAGAAGAUGUUGGGCAACCCCUCGAGUAACAGCAGUGCACAGAAGCGCCACGCUAAGUCUUCAUGGGGCUUCAGCUGGAAGUGGCUUUUUGGUGCCACUGCAGUAGCUAUUGGCGGCGUGGCUUUAUCCGUUGUCAUUGCGGCUAGAAGCUGAAGGAGCCUGCAGGAAUGGCCUCACAGGAGGAAAGGUGCAGUGGGAGAUCUGAAACACAGAAGCACAUCUGGCAGUGCCUAUUGACCUUUGAUAGACAUGGGUUCAAAAUGCCAGUUAGUCAUCUCUUUCCUCUGCUAUGUUUGAGAACUGCGUCUGACCAAUGAGAAAAAAAAAAUUAAUUUGGGAGGUGUAUCCCUAUCAAUCUAUAGAGGAAUACAUUUCUGUCUCGUUGCCAGACUCUAUUUUACAGUUUCCUCUCAUUUCUUUUUGGUAUUUCGGUUCAUGCGUCGACAUGGCUUCUUAAAUGCUUAAAAGAUUUCUGAUUAGAGCAACUUUUAAAGAUUUCUUUUUGUUUUAUGGUGAUUUUUUUUCUAUCAUGAUCUCUUGAUUUGUGACAUUAUGCAGAAAAUGUAUUGGUUCCAAGACAUGAUCGCUCCUUGUUCGAGUACAGUGAACAUUUUUCUUCAUUCCUUAAUUCCUAAAUGGGAUCUGAUCCCGAUCUGGGUCACAUGUACAGACUGCCUGGUGAGUAAAGAAAGUUUAGAUAGGCUAAUACCUUACAUGAUAUUUUCCUUUCUUUAUACGUCAGAAGGCAAGCCUGGAGUCUAAUCGAUAAAGCCAGAUUGGGCCUUUAAAAAAUAAAAUCUGCUGUUGAUAAGAAGUAUGUACUGAUGUGAACCAUGCCCCACAAGAAGAUUUCUGAAGAUUUGUCAUCAGAAAUUGUUGAUAACUAGCAGGGCAAUGACUGAAAAUAUGUAAAUAAAUCUACAACAGAAUGGCUUCACAAACAGAACAUCAGCCUUCUGAAGAGCCCAGGGGUCCAUUUCACACAACAGUUUUUUUUUUCCUUCUCUCUAAAUUACUUCACAAAAUGUCCUUACUUUUCUCAUACUGUAUAAUUCGAGGUCCAGAUGAGGUGAGGGUACCUGUGCUACAGUUUCUUCACCUUUUGUGCAGAUGCCACACACGUACUCUUAAGUAAUCCGAGGAACCAAAACACAGUUUGUGUGGAUUUUCCGACUUUCUCAUUUAGUUCAUUCCUUAGUAUGCAUAUAGAUUAUAACUGAAAAUUGUCUGCAAAUGUAGAUGUGCCAUUCUUUUAAAUCACUGUUUCUGCUCAGUUGAUAAAGAGCUGAUUUUUUUUUUUUUUUUAUAUAUAUAUGAGUGGCAAAGAAAAAUGCGUGGAGUAAUAAUACAUUUUAUUUAAAAGGCCGCUGUACAGAAAGUUAAAAAGUUUCAGAGAUGAGGUGCAUCACGGAGGAAAGGACUGCAAGUAGAGCUUGUUGUGAUCUCAGUUUAUUAUACCUCAAAUCUUUAUAGUCCUGACCGAAUGUUGAAUAUUUACAUUUUAUGUGUAAUGCAGGAUCUAUUCGUUUUUUAAUUGUGCUUUUUUUUUCCCUGCCUCUGAAUCUAUCCUUAAGUUAUUUUUCUUAAGUUUUUUUAUUUAUUCCACUGAGUUUGCUCAUUUUGUCCACACAGUGAAUGUGACGACCGAUUCCAAGUUGUCUUCAGCGUAGUGGGUAGACCAAUCGAGCCAGAAGUUGCAUAAACUCUGAACAUUCUUGUACGCUGAGAAAACAUGAGAGCUCAGAAAAGUUCCUGGCAUUCCCAUUCUUUGUUAAUUUUAUAUUCGUCACAAUAAAAAUGUU